Molecule: messenger RNA, 6004 nt
Organism: Nothobranchius furzeri (turquoise killifish)
Lineage: Eukaryota; Metazoa; Chordata; Actinopteri; Cyprinodontiformes; Nothobranchiidae
Gene: slc4a4a
Product: solute carrier family 4 member 4a
Biological process (GO): bicarbonate transport; regulation of intracellular pH; transmembrane transport
Cellular component (GO): plasma membrane; basolateral plasma membrane
Molecular function (GO): solute:inorganic anion antiporter activity; monoatomic anion transmembrane transporter activity; sodium:bicarbonate symporter activity
Source: RefSeq, a predicted model, not a curated record
GUGUUCUUCAUCCAGCUUCUCCCCAAAAAAGAGAAGAGGAAGUUGUUUCACAAAGCCGCAAAUCUUCCUUUCUGGCCCUUGACGCGACUAUUUUUUAUUCCUUCUACUCCGUCGCUCUGCUCUGUCUUUGCUUCUGUUGGUUCUGUUACAGCUCGGCCAUCGUGGCUCGUUUUUAAUCCUGAAGAAUGACGUUUAAACUGAGAGUUUGGCAUCAACAGCAUCACAGGACUCGCUUGUUUCUGGUUAUCGUGCUCUGAAAACGUUUGGCUCCCAGUUUAAAGUAAAGACGUUUAUGCUAGCAGCUAUUUAAGGCGAAGGUCCCACACCUGUGCUGUGAUGUCAUCAAUACUCUAGGCUUUGUUUUGGGAUUAGACCAGUGGAGGAUGCAUUUAACAUCCCAUUGUUGGAACAUUUAAACCAAAGAACGAAGCCUGGUGUUGUUGGAUUAGGAUUAGCUGUUAGGAAUUCGUCCCUGAUUCUCCAAACUGAGGUGGUGGAUGCUGCCGUCUGCAGCAGGCCAUCACACCAUCUACAUUGGCGUGCGUGUGCCUAAGAGCUCUCGACGUCGGCGGCGUCACCGCCGGAGACCUGGCAGUCACAAGGACAGAAAGGAGAGGCUGAUGGAGAGCGCCUUUGACAAGUCGGACACCGAAAACAACGAUGAGGCCAGCAACAGCAUCCUCAAACCUCUCAUCUCACCAGCAGCCGAGAGGAUCCGCUUCAUCCUGGGAGAGGAAGAUGAAGGUCCGGCGCCGCCGCAGCUCUUCACCGAGCUGGAUGAGCUGCUGUCAGUGGACGGGCAGGAGAUGGAGUGGAAAGAGACGGCCAGGUGGAUAAAGUUUGAGGAAAAGGUGGAAAAAGGAGGCGAGCGUUGGAGUAAACCUCAUGUGGCGACCCUGUCCUUACACAGCCUGUUUGAGCUGCGCACGUGCAUCGAGAAAGGAACCAUCAUGCUCGACAUGGAGGCUUCUACGCUCACGCAGGUCGUCGAGAUGAUCACGGACAACCAGAUUGAGAUCGGCCAGCUGAAAGCGGACCUGAAGGACAAGGUGAUGUACACGUUGCUACGGAAACAUCGCCACCAGACCAAGAAGUCCAACCUGCGCUCACUGGCUGACAUUGGGAAAACGGUCUCCAGUGCAAGUAGGCUGUUUUCCAACCAGGACAACGACAGCCCCACCACCGCUCACCGGAACCUGACCUCCAGCAGCCUGAACGACAUCUCUGACAAACCAGAAAAGGAUCAGCUGAAGAACAAGUUCAUGAAGAAGUUGCCGAGAGACGCGGAGGCCUCCAACGUGCUGGUGGGGGAGGUGGACUUCCUGGACGCCCCGUUUGUGGCGUUUGUUCGUCUGCAGCAGGCCGUGAUGCUCGGAGCGCUGACGGAAGUUCCCGUUCCCACAAGAUUUUUGUUCAUCCUGCUUGGACCCAAAGGCCAAGCCAAGUCCUACCACGAGAUCGGCCGAGCGAUCGCCACGCUGAUGUCAGACGAGAUCUUCCAUGACAUUGCGUACAAGGCGAAGGACAGACAAGACCUGCUGGCCGGCAUCGAUGAGUUCCUGGAUGAGGUCAUCGUUCUUCCCCCUGGGGAGUGGGACCCCACCAUCAGGAUAGAGCCUCCCAAAACCCUCCCUUCCUCCGACAAAAGGAAAAACAUGUAUGCAGCAGGAGACUCUCAGAUGAAUGGAGACACGCCUCAUGAUAAAGGUCACGGAGGAGCAGGGGGAGGAGGAGGAGGUCAUGCAACCGGGGAGGAGCUGGAGAAAACUGGAAGGUUCUGCGGCGGUCUCUUCCUUGACAUCAAGAGGAAGGCACCUUUCUUUCUCAGCGAUUUCACCGAUGGGUUUCAUAUCCAGGCGCUGUCGGCCAUCCUCUUCAUCUAUCUGGGAACCGUGACCAACGCCAUCACCUUCGGCGGUCUGCUGGGUGAUGCCACCGAAAACAUGCAGGGAGUGUUGGAGAGUUUUUUAGGCACCGCCAUCGCGGGUGGAGUGUUCUGUUUGCUGGCCGGUCAGCCUCUCACCAUCCUGAGCAGCACCGGUCCUGUUCUGGUGUUUGAACGUCUGCUUUUUAACUUCAGCAGAGACCAUGAUUUUGACUACAUGGAGUUCCGCCUGUGGAUCGGUUUGUGGUCGGCAUUCUACUGCCUGGUGCUCGUCGCCACUGACGCCAGUUUUCUGGUCAAAUACUUCACCCGCUUCACGGAGGAGGGCUUCUCCUGUCUCAUCAGCUUCAUCUUUAUCUACGAUGCCUUUAAGAAGAUGAUUAAAUUAGCUCACCACUACCCCAUCAACUCCAACUACACCAUGGACUACGUCACGCAGUACGAGUGUUUGUGCAUGGCUCCUCCAAUCCUGGAAAACGAGACUGAGAUCGGCGAUCCUGCUGAGGUUUCGCUGUGGUACUUUAACAACACCGGCCUGCCCCUAAACUCAACCUGGUCGUCGCUCACGAGGUCAGAGUGCAUCCAGUACAGAGGAGAGCUGGUAGGAGACGCCUGCGGCUCCGUCCCAGACAUCACCCUCAUGUCCUUCAUCCUCUUCUUCGGUACCUACACCACCUCCAUGUGUCUUAAGAAGUUUAAAACGAGUCCGUUUUUCCCCACCACAGUGAGGAAACUCAUCAGUGACUUCGCCAUCAUCCUGGCCAUCCUCAUCUUCUGCGGGGUGGACGUGCUCGUGGGAGUCGACACUCCUAAGCUCAUCGUGCCAAAUGAAUUCAAGCCGACGAGCCCCCACCGAGGCUGGUUCGUGCCCCCGUUCGGAGGAAACCCGUGGUGGGUUUACCUGGCCUCAGCCCUGCCUGCUCUUCUCGUCACCAUCCUGGUGUUCAUGGACCAGCAGAUCACCGCGGUGAUCGUCAACAGGAAGGAGCACAAGCUGAAGAAAGGGGCAGGUUACCAUCUGGACCUGUUCUGGGUGGCGGUUCUGCUGGUGGUUUGCUCUUUCAUGGGUCUGCCGUGGUACGUGGCCGCCACCGUCAUCUCCAUCGCUCACAUCGACAGCCUGAAGAUGGAAACCGAAACGUCGGCUCCGGGAGAGCAGCCCAAGUUCCUGGGAGUGAGGGAGCAGAGGGUCACGGGGGUGUGUGUGUUCAUCCUGACGGGACUUUCUGUGUUGAUGUCUCCAAUCUUAAAGUUCAUCCCCAUGCCUGUGCUCUACGGAGUCUUCUUAUACAUGGGAGUGGCGUCUCUUAACGGAGUUCAGUUCAUGGACCGACUGAAGCUGCUCCUGAUGCCGGCGAAGCAUCAGCCCGACCUGAUUUACCUGCGCCACGUUCCCCUCAGGAAGGUCCACCUCUUCACCUUCAUGCAGAUCAUCUGUCUGGCUCUGCUCUGGAUCCUCAAGUCCACCGUGGCUGCCAUCAUAUUCCCCGUCAUGAUCCUGGCUCUGGUUGCUGUGAGGAAAGCGAUGGAUUACAUGUUCUCCCAACACGACCUCAGCUUCCUGGAUGACGUCAUUCCAGAGAAGGACAAGAAGAAGAAGGAGGACGAGAAGAAGAAGAAGAAGAAACGCAGCAGCAUCGACAGCGACGCUGAAGAUUCUGACUAUCCUUACAGUGAGAAUGUUCCCAGCAUUAAGAUUCCCAUGGACAUCAUGGAGCAGCAGCCUUUCUUAGGUGAUAAAUCCUCUGAGCGAGACAAGCCCCAGUCCUACCUUGAUCGCCACACAUCGUGCUGAGAAGCUGCGCUACUAUCAGGACUACCUGGACAGCCCUGAGAUGACUCCUCUGAAGUCUGUGCCUCAGAUCAGGAUCGAUAUGGAUCCAGAAGAUGAAAACACGUUCUACUGGAGGAGCCAAGGAUCAGAAACGUCUCUGUAGAAGAUCCUCAGCAUCCAGGCAACCUGCAGCGUCUUUUACUGACUUUAAAUUGGUUUAAACGUCAUGAUUUCAGACUUUGUUUUGAAUCAGUGGCUGAAAAAGGGAAGAUUUUUUUAAUGAUCAAACACUUUCCAGCAUUUCUGUUUUCAGCUUCGGAGUGAAAUCUCAUCUGUGCAAAUCCGUCCGUGUGUCAGUGAAAGCUGCAGCGCCCUGAUGAAACGCGAGUGCCCGCCACACCCUUUUAUACACAAAUAUAACCUUUUCUUAAGUUUUAUAUCAGCUGAAUUAAUAACGAUUUCCUCUAGCAGGAAGAGGAAGUUUUAUAGCUCUACCUCUUGUUUUAGGUUCUUCUGAUGUGACGAUUCCUGAUGGAGUUUUGAUAUUUUCAGUUUUCUUUCAUAGAGUUUAAUUAACUUAAAAGAUUUGUUGUAUUAUAGUUUGUAAAGAAGAUAGAACUAUACGUAAAUUAACAGAGAAUUAACGGUUUGUGUACAGAUGUGAAUAUUUUUAUCCUCACUUAUUGAUGCACUUCUGAUCAUUUCACCUUCUUUCUAACUUAAAUUUGUUAAAAUUUUAUUACUUUGUUGAAGUCUAAUGUUUCUGUAUUUUUGUUUAGCUUUUUAAAAAAAGAAUAAUGAUCUUGUUUCUUACUUUUCCUGUUCAGCGUAAUCAAAAUAUGUUCUGAGUUUCCUCCUCAGCUCAGAAAACAAAUCAGAGAAGUGACCUAAGUGACUUAAACAGAUUAGGCUUAAGCUGCAUCCACAAAGGUAACACAAGCAGGAUUAAAGCAAGAAUGAAGCUCUGAAGAGGAACCCCCCCACAUCUGUUUUAUGUGAUUUUUUUUGUGUAUGUUUUCAGUUUUACGUUGUGUUUAGACUUUUAUACGACACUGAUGUUUGAGUCUGUGGAGGCGGAAAAACGUCAGCCAGCUUUGUUUGAUGGUCAUCAUGGAAGCAUAAAGUUAUUGAUGGAUCCUUACACCAAACUAAAGCUGCUAAAACACAACAGAAAAUCUAAAUGAAUCAUAUUUAGACUUUUUAACAACUUGAGACUUUUAAAAAUAAAUAAUUAAAACAACAAAUCUGAUUUGUUUCCCAAUAACAGAGAAAUGUUCAGCUGCAGCUUUGAAUCAAGCCAGAUGAAUUCCUGAGUGAAGCUAGAUGAUAAAACCCAGCUCUCUAAUGAGAAAUAAAAACAGCUUUAGGGAACAUUUGUAAUAAAUAUAUUAGAUUUUGCACAAUAGAAACACGUGCAAAAGGAGAUGGCGUCUUUUGCACACCAUUCUAACUUGUGCAUACUUGAUUCCAGUUUUCCACACUAGCAAAGGGAUGCUGCACCAAGAUAAAAAAGGGAAAAUAAUUUGCACUUCAGAUAAGCUGUUGAGUACACAGCUUAGCAUCUAAUUAGCUAAAUGCACACUGCACAAUAUAUGGUAACUUUUGCACACUAGAUUGCAUCUAAUUAGUAGAAAAUAUGAUUUUCUUAUAGGACCGGGUAUGUAUUGUGCUCUUAUAAUUCUAAUUUGAAGAUGAUGUGUAAUUGUGAGGACCAGCAAAUGCCGUGUGAACAUAAUCUAAUUUGAUACUAACUUGUGAACACUGGAUACUAUUGAGUCACACAUUUAUUCAUGUGUCCCGUUAGGGGCUCCAUGUUAAGAUUAAAGUUUUUCUUGUGAAUUUCUAUCAAUCAACACUCCAACUACGGAGGAAGGAGAAUGAAUGUGUGAAACAGACAUGUUAAUGAGAAAUGAGAGUUAUCCUAUAACUUCAACUCAACAAACCAAACUGCUCCCUGCUGAAGCACUUUCUCACUUUAUGGGUUUAAUCCGAAACAGGAAGUCUUUGUGUUUAUUAUCAUUGUAGAAAUAAAGCUUCGUUCUCUGUUAGUCAUGAACAGAUGAACGGAUCAGAACCCCACAGGUGACCUUGUUCUAGCAGAAAUCUUCCCACCAGUUUUGCUCCACAUACACUUUCAGGAAGCUUUCUGUUUGGUUUGAUUUGUGUCAUGUUGUUGAAGCAUGUCUUUCAAAAACUGCAACAUGAUAAAAAGAAGAUGAGAGAGAAGUGAAGAUGGAUACCUUUUGUGAUUAACGUUUGUUACUUUCUAGGUGAAAUGGUUUAUUUCAGAAUAUAUACUUUUCAAAUGAAUUGUAUAUUAAAAAUAAACAGCUUUCAGACAUUGA